AUGGUGCAUAAUUCAGAGGAAAACCCUUACAAUCACUCUAUUUCCAUUGAAAAUUUAAACCGCUAUAAGCAUUUUCUCUAUGGACUUAACUCCCAAGUUAAUCAGCUUGAGAAGCAAGUAAAGGAGGUUGAACAGUUUUACCAAUCCAUUGAUGUUCUAAACAAUGAUUGCAAAAACAAAGGUCGGGAGAAGCCUCCUACUGGAUCUAGGAAGCCGCUGCAAUGUGCUUCAGAAGAAAUGCAAGAGGUCAUGCGCCAUUUCUCCAAAAUGUUGAGUGAGAUAACUCAGCACAGAUGGGCAUGGCCCUUUUUGGAACCUGUAGAUGUUGAAGGUCUUGGGCUGGAUGAUUAUUUUGAGAUCAUAGAGAAGCCUAUGGAUUUUAGCACUAUAAAAAGAAAAAUGAAUGCUAAAGAUGGCUCUGGUUAUAAAAAUGUGAGGGAGAUAUAUGCUGAUGUAAGGCUGAUUUUUAAUAAUGCAACGAAAUACAAUAAUGAUGAAAAGAGUGACGUCCAUGUGAUGGCCAAGACCCUGCUGCACAAAUUUGAGAAGAAAUGGUUGCUUCUUUUGCCUAAAGUUGCUAAGGCGGAGAGUGAACUAUCAAAAGAAGAAGCACGUGAGAAUUUGACUAAAAAGCUUGCUCAAGAAACUGCUUAUGCCAACAUGACUAGGAAGUUAAGCGCUGAGCUUUCUAAGGCAGAUAUGACUUUGACGAAUCUCAAAACUACAAUGAUUGCAAAAUGCAGGAAACUGUCACCUCUGGAGAAAUCAUUACUUGCAGCUGAAAUUACCAAAUUGUCUCCGGAUAACCUUCGCAACGCGUUAGAGAUACUUAAUGAGAAUAAUCCAAAUUUCCAAUAUAGUGUUGACGACGUGACUACUGAAGAUGUGACCCUUGACCUCGACUCUCAGAGCAACUACAACGCGUGGAGAUUGUAUAUGUUUGUCAAAAACGCGUUAGAACUUCAAGAUGCAACAAGCGCGGUUACUCAUGAUAACAACAUUGAGGAAAAGGAACCAGAUGCCAAAAAAAGGAGAAUGGUGUGA
Messenger RNA from Vicia faba (fava bean), 1044 nucleotides. Lineage: Eukaryota; Viridiplantae; Streptophyta; Magnoliopsida; Fabales; Fabaceae. The record is from the annotation of a GenBank genome assembly.